CGAGCGAGGUCGUCUUCGUUGUGUUGUUAUUUUUUCUAUAGUUUGUCAAAAUGUGGGUACCGUCGGAAUUGACCACGAUCAACGUUCUGAUCAACAUACUGGGAAAUUUUAUCACCUCGGACUACAGAAGCCACAUCGAGAUCCACGAGAACGUGAGAGUAGUGGAGAAUCGAUUGGCCAACGCGAAGAGUUACGAAUUUUCCACGUACGCCGUCGAGGCUGUGAAAGCUUUGGCGCACAAUCGGUUUCCAGAAAAUUUCUUAUUCGGUGCCGCCACAGGUCGGAUCGAGGGAGAUUACGAUUCUCAAGGCAGAGGAAAAUCGACGUGGAAUUAUUGGACUAAAGAUAAGAGAGAUGAGCCGGCGUGUAAAUCGUUGGAAAAGCACCGAGACGACGCGCGUCUUGUUAAAAACUUGGGGGCCAACAGCUACCGAAUCUCGUUAUCCUGGACUCGAAUCAUGCCGGACGCUCUAUCUCGACGCGUCAGCGUCGAAGGCGUUGCUUAUUACAAUCGCCUCUUCAACGACCUGCUGUCGAACGGAAUCGAACCUCUCGUGACGUUGCACGGCUUCGGAGACGUGCCGCACAAGCUGCAACCGAUCGGCGGCUGGACCAAUCCGAAGAUGAUCGACCACUUCGUGGAUUUCGCGCGCGUCGCCUUCACCGCGUUCGGCGACCGAGUAAAGUAUUGGAUAAGCAUAAACGACCCGUGGGCGGUAUGCAGCAGCGCGACGACGACCUCCAACUUGGAGCAGCAGCAGCAGCUACUAUUGCGACUCGGCAAUUAUCUAUGCGGACAUCACGUACUGCUGGCUCACGCCAAGGUUUAUCAAAUUUAUCGUCAUGAGUUUCAAAAGAAGCAAAACGGAAAAAUCGGUAUGAGUCUGAAGGUUCGUUGGUUCGAGCCCUACGACCCGGCCUCGUACAAAGACAUCGAAGCCGCCGAGAUGAGCUACAUCUUCGCCAAUUAUUGGUUCGUCAAUCCGUUGCUCGGUGAGAGGGGCAAUUAUCACGAGGUGAUGCGGUUCAAGGUCGGCAUGAGGAGCGCCAUGAGAGGUCUGAAGAGAUCGCGACUGCCCGAAUUCACCGACGAGGAGGUCAGGAUGAUCCGGGGCAGUCUCGACUUUUUGGGGAUCGAUUACUUUCGGACUCGGGAGGCGAGAUACUCGUCGUCGAAGGAGAGCGACUUGGGCGCCGCUUGGUUGACCCGGCUGAAGGAAGACAUCGUAGCCGACGCGAAGAAUUUCGAAAAGUCGCUUGAGCGUUUGAACGCCGAUUACAUCUUGCCGCAGCUGAUCGUUACGGCCACGGGUUACGGAGAUUCGGGCGGUACAAACGACCUGGAUAGAACCGUCUAUUACUACGAACAUUUGAGCAAGCUACUAACGUGUUUGAAGUCCGGCAUCGACGUUCGCGGAUAUCUGGCCUGGUCGCUUAUGGACAGCAGCUCCGCACGGAUGAAUAGCUACAGCAAACGCAACUUGCACUACGGCCUGUAUUCGGUGGAUUACAACAAUGCCAACUGCACCAAGACUGAAAAAUCAUCGGCCAAGCUAAUCAGAAAUAUUUACAAGACAAAGGCGAUGCCUCGACUCGCGCGGCAAUGACCAAUGUCAAAGCCGCCCGAGGCAGUAAAUUGGUGUAGCGGUAAUAAUAAUAAAAAAAUCAAUAAAAGCUCAACCUUUUUCGCAUCGUA
Messenger RNA from Trichogramma pretiosum, 1696 nucleotides. Its product is annotated as myrosinase 1-like. Gene Ontology annotation, molecular function: beta-glucosidase activity. The record is from RefSeq and is a predicted model, not a curated record. Bases 51 to 1607 code for a protein of 518 amino acids. Lineage: Eukaryota; Metazoa; Arthropoda; Insecta; Hymenoptera; Trichogrammatidae. Gene Ontology annotation, biological process: carbohydrate metabolic process. The transcript is spliced from 6 exons.